CCAACCAACCAUUUCCUGUGCAGUUCCACCGCCUCAACCUGCAUCCAUUGUCUACAAUGGGAGUACCUUCAUCCAGUUUCUACUAUUUUUGUUCAUGAACUGAGCCUGACGGCAGGCACAACCCUAUGCUGCACAUCACACAUCACUUUGCUGCUGUGGGCCUCCGACCAUUUCGUAUGUGCUCUCUACGGUUAUUCGUUGAAUUAUCUUUAGCCUGUUUUAACAACGUCUCCUGAAAGAGCAUUCCAGUGUUUUGUGUGUUGGGGCACACGAUUCCUAGCUACACCCCUGAUCUGACAGAGAUGGAGAAGGAGAGAGGAGAGACGAAGGAGGAGAGGGAGGAGGAGGACGAUCGCGUAAACUCCGCCUCUGUUCAGGGAUCCUUUCGCAUUCCUUAUUCGCAGCCUCUCAUGUAGAGGAUAGAAAUUGAGAAAAGGGGAGACACGGGGAGAGAGACAGAAAAAAAACAACAAGGAAAGAGACGAAGAGGACAGAAGAAGAAGAAGAAGGGGAGCAGAGAACGAUCAUGGCCAUAUCCAAGCGGUCUCAGGCGGAGACAGUGUCCGAGCAGAGCGCACCUCUAUCCCCGGCGACCACGGCACGGAGCAGGCAGUCUAUGCACAAUAGACAGAGUCCAGACGAAUGAGGGUCUACACCUGGGCCAAGGACAAAAUGAGGGUCAUUUUUAUCCAAAACGCCGGUUUCGUAGCAGCUUUUUCGCCUCGUAGAUGUGAGUCGGUGACGUUAGCAGCGUUUAGGGUGACAAAUACUGCAGAGGAGCCAGAAUUAAAUACAAACAAAUCAUGCCAGUCAGCGGAGUGAGAUCACGCCCGUUUAUAUAGUCAUUAAUAUUUUUGUCUUAUUAUUGGAAUAGAUAGUGCAGUAAUAUAAUUUUUUUUUAAACCGAAAGCGUGCUCAGUUUCCGGCAUGCAGCCUGCUGCCGUAAUCUGAAUACAUAUUUUUUUCCUACAAUGUUGGCACAAUAGAGUUAGUUUGUAUCCGAUAAUACUAGACUAUGUAUCUCCUUAUAAUAGACCGAUGAUAUACUGUUAGGCUUCCUGUGCUUAAUCCGUUAGUACAUUGAUUAUAUUAACAUGAAUAGGUAGGAGGAGAAUCUCUGUUCGCCUUUGAUCAAAGCCUAUUGAUCAGCCAAGACAAUCUGGAAAUGUUACGUUUCCACAUGUUAUAAUAUGACUAGCAGGCAACGCGUUAUUUCUCGUAAUUUAUUUAUUUAUUAUUAGGCCUAUAAGUAUUAUAUCAUCAAUUGUUUUAGUUAGUAGGUAGUUUAUAAGAUAUUUAACAGCGGGACAGUUUGUUUAAAGAAACGAUCCCUUUUUUGUGUGAUGGAAACCCUUUAUUUAUCGCCCAACCGGGGGCCAAACCGGUCCGAAGCCCAGAGGGGGCAAACCUCGGCGGGUGUAGACCUCUCCCGUCCUGCUCCGGUUCUAACACCACCGCUACCUGCCGACAUCUCCGCCGAGGAGUUGCCGGCCAGCAGCGACGGACGACGCAACUCUGGCGUGAAGAAGCACCACCACAAGCACAACCUGAAACACCGCUACGAGCUGCUGGAGACGCUGGGACGAGGCACCUACGGCAAGGUCAAGAAGGCCAUCGAGAGGAACUCCGGCAGAGUGGUGGCUAUUAAGUCCAUUCGGAAGGAGAAGAUCAAGGAUGAACAAGAUAUGGUUCAUAUCCGCCGGGAGAUUGAGAUCAUGUCGUCCCUUCGCCACCCACAUAUCAUCUCUAUAUAUGAAGUGUUUGAAAACAAGGACAAGAUUGUGAUCGUGAUGGAGUACGCCAGCAAGGGUGAGCUGUACGACUACAUCAGCGAGCGCAGGCGCCUGAGCGAAAGAGAGACACGACACUUCUUCAGACAGAUAGUCUCUGCCGUGCACCACUGCCACAAGAAUGGAGUGGUGCACAGGGAUCUAAAACUGGAAAAUGUGCUACUGGAUGAAAACUGUAAUAUCAAGAUUGCUGAUUUCGGGCUGUCGAACCUCUACCAUAAGGACAAGCUGCUGCAAACCUUCUGUGGUAGUCCACUCUACGCUUCACCAGAGAUUGUCAAUGGGAGACCAUACCGUGGCCCAGAGGUGGACAGCUGGGCUCUUGGGGUGUUGUUGUACACCCUGGUCUAUGGGACAAUGCCGUUUGAUGGGGGAGACCAUAAGAACCUCAUUCGUCAGAUCAGCAAUGGCGAGUACAAAGAGCCAACUCAGUCUUCAGAUGCCCGUGGACUGAUUCGCUGGAUGCUGAUGGUAAACCCUGAGCGCAGGGCCACAGUGGAGGAUAUCGCCAAUCACUGGUGGGUGAACUGGGGCUGGAAGAACAGUGUGUGCGACUGUGAGAGCCAACACGACCUCGGAGGCUCACCCAUGCUGGCCCGUUUCAUCGACUGGCAGAACCGCACUGAGCCACGUAGUUCUGGAGCCAAAGCUGGAGCCGUACCUCAACUUCUGCGGCAGAGGCCCAAGAAGGCAAAGAAAGAAAAUAUGGAGGGAGGACAGAUGCAUUGUGGAGCAGAGGAUAAACCGGGUCUGAAGAGACCGAAGGGGAUCCUGAAGACCAGGGUUACUGAGGAGCAGCAUGGCUCCUGUCUGGAGGGAGUGCAGGUGGGCCAAACGGUGCUGCCUCAACAAGCUGAUGGGGCUGAAGAGACCUCCAGUCCAGAUCGUGAGGAAGAGGAGCCAACUAUGGGUGGAGGUUCGCCAGCUAAGAUAGUGCCAACUCUGCCCAAGAAAGGCAUAUUAAAGAACAAUCAACAGCGGGAAUCAGGGUAUUACUCCUCCCCAGAAAGGAGUGAGUCCUCCGAGCUUUUAGGGGGGACCAGUAUGUCUCUGCUAGCCACCUCCCCGCCCAAGAGAAUGAUGGGCAGAAAGGGCAUUCUAAAGCGAAACGGCAAGUACUCUACCUACAGUGGGCCUCCGUCAGCCGAGGCAGUGGCUGCAGUCCUGAGCGAGCCUCCUCCAUCAACUGACUCAGGUCUGUCCCGCAGUCAGAGCCGGCCUUCCAGUAUAGUAGGGGAGGACAGCUCCGUUCUGUCCCUGUCGCCCAGCUCUCUUGGUGGGGCUGAGUGGCAUCCCUCUACCCCGCACCUCCGCACAAACAUCAGGGCCUGUGUCUCGGCUGAAAACCUGCUGCAGCUCCACAACUUCACGGGCUUCAAGGCAGCUCCUCAACUACAGGGACCCAAAUUUACCCGUGGCCCCAAAAUGAAAGGCUCCCCGGGGGACAAUGGCAGCUUCUCCUUGCUCGGGGACCUUGAGGACAUGACGCAGGUGUACCAGCAAGCUCUAGACAUCAGCAACAACCUCACCUAGCAUAGAAAGUGGCAGAGAAAGAAAGAAGUAAAGUAAAAUAUACCCCUACUGUGUGUGUGGGUGGGUGUGUGGGUGUGUUUGUGUGCACAGAUAUAUGUGGGUGGCAUCAACGACCAGUGUGUUACUGGGAUAGGCCAAAUGUAGAAGCCCUGGCUCCAAGUGAGACUUAACUGUUGAAGGAUACAUGUCUAUCCACACAUACACACACACACACACACACACACACAAACCCAAAUAGGUGCACUUCUCUGACCACAGGAAAUUGAGUUGGGGUUUUUGUGAACAGUAGAGAGAGAAGAAGCUGGCAGGAGAGAAACGCCACCCGAUCUGCUCUCUGGGCCCGCCCAUAGACUUUGCCACGUUUGACAUGUUUACAUAUUCAGCAAGAAGGCAGGUUAGAAUCACAAACCAAGCAAACCAGAAACUGGUAGGCUCUCCCUGAACACCACCCAGAUUGAGUUUACAGAAGCACCUUAAAACUCACACCGAGCACAUGCUUUUGUGAUCUUUACUUGCUUUGAAAAAAAAAAAAAAAACACACACACAAACCAGGGUCUCGAUUCCAAAAAAAUUGACUGACUUUUCUGAUUAUUUAUUAUUAUUUUUUUGUAGCUUUUUAUUUUUAUGUUUUCUGUAAGUUCAGAACUGGUGGGUACUGGCUGUUACUGGAAGAGUCCAAAGCUCCUUGUCUCCAACUCUUUGAGUGGAACUGACAUAUAUAAUUAUGUUAACGUAUAUAUACUCCAUAUAACUAUGUCUGUGCAUGUAAGACACACAGACAAUUAUACAUUAUAAAAAAAGCAUAAGUCCUAUAUAUGUGUAUGAUAUGAGGAAUGAGGAAUAUGUAGGAAGUGCCUUUUUUGAUCCAUAAUAAAAAUUAUGUAUGUCAUUCCCUUAAAGUGGAGGAAAAGGCCAGACCUUUCACCAGUUUUGCUUUAUUUUUUUCUUAUGUUUGUGAAUGUGGAGACACCCAGGGCCUUCACUGCACAGCUGACCAACGUAGAUCUUUUACCAAGUUAGAUCUCACACACAGAUUCAUCAGUAAUCGUCAGGUAGAAAACACAGCCUCCUGUGUCUCUGAGUCCGCAGUUUGAUUUGUCAGCCAUUUUGGUGGCUGAGUUGGACACAGACUGGGUCUGCGGGUCCUCACCGAGUGGGACAUUUAGUGAAGGAGAUGUGGCAGACACCAGCUCACAGCCCUGGAAUGCACCUGGCUGUUUUAACCUUGUCCUUGAAAUUUUACGAGUCCACCUCAUUGAUAAACCAGGCUCCGUAGCAGGGACGUAAAGACUUUUUACCAAAGACAGGUAUGGUUUUAGCAAUGGUAAUGAUUUGCUAAGACCUCUUUUUAAAGAGCCUAGUAGGGUGGUUUGUUUUAGUCAGCGUCCUGAUGACACAGUAAAUUCCUCAGACCAGGACUGGAGACGUGUUUGUGCUGGAUUUGGCUACUGCUUCAGCACAGGUGGGAUCUCUGGUCCGUGCUGGGCCUCCAGCUGCGUAUACUAGUCCAUUAUUCCAGCACAGCACAAUUAGCCAGCAGUUGUUUUCAUUGGUGAGUAGCAAGUGAGUAGAAGUAGUGUAUAGCGCUGUAGAGAUUGAGGGAGAGGAAAAGUAGGAUGAGAAGAAUGUAGAAGACUGAGGCAUGUGGCAGUUUUGAGAAAACAGGUGACUUCCCUGUGAUAGGAAAUAGUUAGAAGAGAGAUUUGUUUCUGGAAGGAAUUGUAAAGUAGAUUAGUGAGAGUGAAGCAAGUGAGUGAAAAGACUAGGACUGAAAGUUUUUAUUUUAUUCCAAAGAAGUGAAACGUUGGCUCAUACAAGGGUACUAAGGAUUUUAAAGACUAAUGAAAACCAUUUUUAAGGCUUCGACAUGAGAACCUUCUAUGAUAAAUGAAUCAUCCCCGCGUUCACUUUGAAGAGCUGAAAAGGCUUGAUCUCAAAGGCCAGUCUGUGACUUCUGUGGUUUUUAACAGUGUUAAAAAGUGUGUCACACUUUUCAGCAAGAAUAUAAAGUUGGGAAAAUGAUAAAUGACACCCAUAAUAUCAUCUGAAGUGGAUUUAAAAAAAAAGCAGACAGCAGAUGACUCCAGGGAGUGAGAUCACAUGUUGAAUGUUUUCAGUGGUCCGCUCGUGCAAAUGCAAAGGUCCUGGGUAGUGAUUGAAAAGGAAGAUCCGCUGCCCAUUGUAUUGCAUUUCAUUGCCUUUUUGUAUUGCAUUUUAAUGUCAACUGGAUUUACAGUGAAAAAAAUUAUACUAUGUUAGUAUUUUGUUUUAUUAUGCCUCUGUUUUUGAUUUUCCAAAAUAUAAGAAACAUAUAUUGCUUUAUGUUAUGGCAGAAAUAACUUCCUUCCUUGAAGUGUUGAAAUUUCUCUUGAAAAUCAACAGGGUCGGUUUGUUUUGCUGCUUCUGUGGAUAACAGAAGUUCAUGAGCAGCCAAAAUGGCCAAAAUGCCAAAAACUCAACUUUGUCAGGUUUUACUACAAAAAAAAAAUCUGAAACACAAACUAACACUGAGGAGCUGAGGAAACACAUUACAGUGAUUUCAGACUCUACCAAAGCAUUUAAAGAACCAGCAAGAAGAUUUAAAUGCUGAUAUAAAGCAAUUAAAAAAACUAUACUGAUGAUGAACUCUCGCUCUGCCAUACUGGAGAUGACUGGUGCAAAUCUGUUAGUUUGCAGAAAGGCUAAUUAUAGGAAAACUUGACUGGAUAUUGUUAUGACGAUAAAAUAAAUUAGUAUUAAUAUGUUAUUUAAGUAUUAUUAUUUUGUUAUGUUGCAUUACUUUUUGGCUUUGCCACAGUCUUUUUUUAGUUUGUCUAUUGAUGAUCCUGGACUGCCGAGGUCAAUCAAGUCAUGUGCCUUUGGUAUCUUUUAUUACUUUUUUUUUUUGAUAAUGAACCUAUUAUCAUAUGUUUUUUUUUUACUUGUAUUUAUUGGUGAUCAAGCCAUUUAAUUUGUUUUCAAAGACUCCAUGUUCAUGGCUUCUUUUGGACACUGUCCAGAGCAUACUGCACACAAACACAUAACAUACGCUCCAUUAGAACAGAGUGGUUUCAUCUCAUAGAGAAUGCAGUGGUCAAAUGUGGGGGCAAAAUGUUUUUGGUUUGUUUUUUGGGGUGGGAGGGGUGAGAGAGAAAAUGAUUGGACUUCUUCAAAUCUUGUAAAAUGUCUUAAUUCAUCCAUUUGGGUGCAUUUCUACUAAACACAAUGCAUUUGUAGUACUGUAUCAACUCAAAUAAAUGAAUCUUGAAAGUAA
Cynoglossus semilaevis (tongue sole) is the source of this 6576-nucleotide messenger RNA. RefSeq names its product NUAK family, SNF1-like kinase, 1b (gene nuak1b). The transcript has 7 exons. Gene Ontology annotation, cellular component: cytoplasm. The record is from RefSeq and is a predicted model, not a curated record. Lineage: Eukaryota; Metazoa; Chordata; Actinopteri; Pleuronectiformes; Cynoglossidae. The coding region runs from base 1344 to 3323 and encodes 659 amino acids. Gene Ontology annotation, molecular function: ATP binding; tau-protein kinase activity. Gene Ontology annotation, biological process: microtubule cytoskeleton organization; protein phosphorylation; intracellular signal transduction.